AGUGAUGGUCAGUGCUUUGUAGCAACUGGUCGUGCAUAAUAACAACAACGUAUUUUUUGCGUGAUUCAUUUGCUUAUCAGUAAAGUGUGUGCGGUAUUGAGCCGAUCGGCUCGGCCCGUGCAACCGGUUUGGGCGAGCGCCCGCGCGAUACGAUGAAUGAAUAUGCAUCAAGUGCAGAUAAUAUAAGUGAUUCAGAUUUAUUAAAUAAAUGUGAACAACAAUUAAAGGAGUUAGGGGAGGACAUGGGAAUUUCUGAGAGUGGAAAAAGUACAAUGGGAGAAAUUAGAUUGGCAGAAAAAAGGAAGGAACGAGAAGAUGAUUUUAUUACUGUAAAUAGGCGGUCUAAACAUUUCGUGAGGAGUGAUUCAUUGGAGAUAAGAGAGAUAACACACAGAGAAAGUGAUGAGGUUACAGAUAUAUCUAAUAAUGAAGUUUGUAUUACAUCUUUAGAAAAUCUACCUAAACCGAUAGCUAUGGCAAAAUUACUUCGCUCGGAAAACAUUAAAAAUAUCCUGAAAGUAAAAUACAAAGGUUAUAAUAAAGUGUUGAUCCUUUGCCAGCGAAAAGAAGAUGCAAGAAAACUAUUGAAUUGCGAAAAAUUAAAAGAUAUGGGACUACGCUGUCAACUAACACAAGAUAUGUCUGUCUCAUACGCAGUAGUGAAAGGAAUUGAUUUAGAACUAAGCGAAGAGGAACUUAUGAGUAUUUUCAACUCAAACGUAGAAAUAUUAUCAGUAAAAAGAUUGAAGCGCUUGAAUAUAGAAGGCAAGUGGGUGGACUGCGAAUCCGUUAGGAUUUGUUUUAAAAGUCAGAGAUUACCGGAAUACAUAUACGCAUAUGACUGUCGAUUCGCAGUUGAGGCUUACGUUUUUCCAGUAACACAAUGUUCAGGUUGCUGGCAGUUUGGUCACAUCGUGAAAUACUGUCCGUCUAAAACUAUACUUUGCCCAAAAUGCGGAGGAAAACACGAAAACUGUGAGACUAAAGAUUUCAAGUGUUUGAAUUGUAAGGGUAAUCAUUUUGUAUUAGAUAAAACGUGCCCUGCAUUCGUUAAAGAAAAAACUAUAAGGAAAAUCAUGAGUGAAGAGCAAAUAACGUACAGAAGAGCUUUACAACGUUAUCUGGAAAAAAAAGAAAAAAACAGAACAGAGAUCCCUCAUGGAGAAACUGUCUCAUAUAUGACAAACAGCGUUGAAUUUUCUGGUAAAGAAACCUAUAGUGCAGUACUGAAAAAAACUAGGCAUCAAGAACCAAUACAGAUACAGGAAGAAAUCCAAGAAUCAGAUGAAAGUACUCCAGACAAAGUCACUAGGUUUAGACGGAAGACUACAAAGAAAACAAAAAGAAUAAAUCAAAGAAGAUCUGAACUACCAACGGAGCAAUUAGUAGAAGUUAUGGACGAGGAGAAACAUGCAUCACAGAAAGAAGAAGACAAAACCACGAAAAAGGAAAAACAACAUAAAUUACAUUUUGAAUGGAAAAAGAUGUGGCUGAAAUUAAAAUCUGUAUGUAUGUCUGAGCGUAAUUUUGAAGAAAAGCUGUUACAAAUGUUGAAAAUUAUUGGUGAGGAAAUUAAAUUUUUUUUAGUCAAUAUUCUAUUUGGAGAAGAUGUAGCUGGUUUUUUAAAUUAUUUAAACAAUGGAUAGUCGACAAAAAAAAG
Messenger RNA from Spodoptera litura, 1660 nucleotides. RefSeq lists its product as uncharacterized. NCBI's taxonomy places the organism in Eukaryota, Metazoa, Arthropoda, Insecta, Lepidoptera, Noctuidae. The record is from RefSeq and is a predicted model, not a curated record.